This is a messenger RNA of Fomitopsis serialis, 1640 nucleotides long. RefSeq lists its product as uncharacterized. NCBI's taxonomy places the organism in Eukaryota, Fungi, Basidiomycota, Agaricomycetes, Polyporales, Fomitopsidaceae. The record is from RefSeq and is a predicted model, not a curated record. Bases 90 to 1601 code for a protein of 503 amino acids. The transcript is spliced from 2 exons.
GCUACGAGCUGCCUCCUCGUGGUCUCGUACCUCCUCGGAGUCCUCGACGUUGCCUAACAUUUUGACGAGAUUCUGGCUCACCAUCGCACAUGACAACGGACCGUGAACCUGGUCCUGCGGCUGAAGACACCCUUGAGGGUGUCAAUACGGACUCAGACCGCAAGCGGCAUAAGACUAUCAACGAUCUACCUCCGGAUGUCCUCUUGGUGAUCUUUCGUGAGCUUCUCCUCGGUGUCCGGAGACGGAGGUUCUGGUCGUAUCCUCUCGGUCGGGUGGGCUGGAAUGACAGAUACCUGGAACCUUGGCCGUCCUACGACAGCUCUAUGCGAAAGCACCCGUUUCCAGAGUCGGUCGCCUCCGUCUGUCGCUACUGGCGAGAGGUCAUGUCGACCGUGUCCUUCUUCUGGACACGCUUGGUCAUCUGGGUAGGCAAGGAGCCCACACCACUCUCAACCAUACGCGACUACCUUGCUUGGUCUCAGGAUGGGCUCCUCGACAUCUACAUUCUAAGUAAGACUAAUUCACCUGACGAGCGGGACCCUACGGAAAAGACGCAGGUGAAAGCUGUCAUGGAGACGCUUGCUCCUCACAUGAACCGUUGGAAGAAUCUCUACGUCGAGCUUCUCCAAUCCAGCUCACUCCCGCUCCCUCGCAUCGAUAUCGUUGGCAGCGCGAUCAAACUCGUCAAGCUCGAGCUACAUUACGCCAUCGACGACUCGGUCGCGAGCACGGAAGCAGCCUCGCCGGUGAUCGGCGAGUUCCACACACCCGUGCUGGACGAGCUCAGCAUGGGUGGUCUGCAAUUUCGCGAGUCGUACGUGAAGCCAUUCCCGCAAUACGAGAUGCCGCCCGAGCUCUGCUAUGCCAGCAUUGUAGGGUACGACGACUCGCACCAUCCGCCGUUCCCGAUGAUCGACCUCCUCGCAUGUCUCACAAGCUGCAAGAAGCUGCACCGAGUCGAGCUCGCAAACCUCCGGCUCGACUGCUCCUACACGGGGCCGCCCAUCGUCCCGACCGUCAACGACUGGGACGCAGACGUGGACUUCGUGGACAUGCCCGGCGACAUCAUCGCGGAGUACAACCGGCUGCUCGACUACCCCUACGUCGACUCGGUGUCGUACACGCGAUGCACGAUGGAGACCCCGGCGCCGCUCGGCGAGUCGUACAACCUCACCAUGGACGGGAUCGCGAGCCCGACGGCGCUGCUCAGCUUCCUCGUGGCGGUGCGGGGCCACUAUUCGUGCAGCGUGGCGUCGUUCACGAAUUGCGACGGGCUGCGCUCCGACAUUCUGCUCAUGCUCGCGAUGCCGCCGCCACACGCGAACGUCUGGCUGUGCCCGCACCUGAGGAGUCUCAGCAUCGAAGGAUGCACGCAUUUUAGCAGCUCGGACUUGCGGGUGUUCCUUCAGUGGCGACGCAGCGUGCACGCGGCGUCGGGAUUCGUGGAGGACGGGCACCCGGCAUUCAUGGUAGCUUCGAUCACGGAACUCGACGUAGAGGAUUGCUGCGAACUUGCGCCGGAGGACAAGCAGUGGUUCGAUGAGAAUCUUGAAAGUGUCCGCUGGGAUGACUGGACAGGAGGGACGGGCUAUACGUUCUAGAGGUCGUGGUGCUUGAGCACUGUCGAGCAUGAUCGCUAA